Messenger RNA from Lobosporangium transversale, 3325 nucleotides. Its product is annotated as importin subunit beta-3. The record is from RefSeq and is a predicted model, not a curated record. Gene Ontology annotation, biological process: protein import into nucleus. NCBI's taxonomy places the organism in Eukaryota, Fungi, Mortierellomycota, Mortierellomycetes, Mortierellales, Mortierellaceae. The annotation marks the transcript as partial. The transcript has 5 exons. Gene Ontology annotation, cellular component: cytoplasm; nucleus. Gene Ontology annotation, molecular function: nuclear import signal receptor activity.
AUGUCAUGCCCAGUUCAAGAGAGUGUACUCCAACAACUAUUCAAGGUUCUCACCAACCUGGUAUCAAGUGAUAACACAAUCCGAGCCUCGGCCGAGACCUAUCUUAAUGCUGAUUGGAUACUCAAAAAGCCAGAUGCUCUUCUCUCUGGACUUGCACACUUUGCAAAACAUAGUGAAGUGGCCGAUUUACGUUCUUUCGCUGCAGUCUUAACACGUCGAGUUGCUUUCAAAGCUCCCGCGAACCAAGAUGCCAGAUCAUCAGGGACCAAGUCUCCAUCAUCGCCUAUUCCAUCUUCAGCUAGUUCGGAAACAACGUUAUGGGGCAAUGUACAAGAAGAUACUCGGACGUAUGUCAAGGCUCAAUUCUUGGAGUCACUUGUAUUUGAGAUUCAGAAAUCUGUUCGUAUUAAGAUCUGCGACACCAUCGCAGAGAUUGCGCAUUCCUUUUGGCCAGAACUUCUCCCAGCACUGUUUGAAUGUGCCAAAUCUUCAACUCCAGAAGUACGCGAAUCUACUUACAGGAUCUUUGCGUCAGUGCCACAUCUCAUCGCUUCACAAGAUGUGGAGGUCCUUAAAAAUGUGUUUGCUGCAAGCCUCAAAGAUGAGAACCUUCAGGUUCGUCUAGCUGCAACAAAAUCCGCAGCAUCUUUCAUGCUCGACACUGACCACAACACCCGUAAUGCACUUAUGCCUUUGAUGCCAUUUGUGCUCGAUACCCUUAACAGCCUCAUGACCGUCAAGGAUGAGGCUGGACUUGUGGAAGGUCUCGGCGUCGUGAUUGAGCUUGCAGAGAACUCUCCACGACUUUUUCGUCAUGUCCUCAUGACUAUGGUCCCCUUCAUGCUAUUGAUCAUCAAGAACAAGUCCUUUGGAGACCAACCACGCCAAUCUGCAUUAGAGCUUCUACUUACGAUUGCAGAAUGUGCUCCUAAUUUGAUCCGCAAAUCUGCUCCAGAUUUCACGGUGACUCUUGUGCCAGUGAUCUUGGAGAUGAUGAAGGAAUUGGAUGAUGACGAUCAAGAAUGGUACGCAACCGAUGAUCAAAAUGAAGAUGAUGAAGAAGAAAAUUAUGUCCUUGGAGAACAUGCCAUGGAUCGGCUAGCUCGCGCUCUAGGCAGCAAAGCAAUGCUGCCGGUCUGCUUCCAAUACAUCCCACAGUUGCUGGGCAACCAACAGGACUGGACAGCACGGCAUGCAGGUCUUAUGGCUGUUUCUUCAAUCGCCGAAGGUUGUGCCCGAAUCAUGGAAAGAGAGCUGGCCAAGGUCCUCCAUAUGGUUGUGCCGUUCCUCAAGGACUCCCAUCCAAGAGUUCGUUACGCUGCCUGUCACGCGAUCGGACAGAUGGCAACAGACUUCAAAGGCACGAUGCAAAAGAACCACCAUGCGUUAGUUCUCACCAAUCUGAUCCCAGUUAUGGACGAUGCCCCCCAUCCAAGAGUCCGUGCUCAUGCUGCGGCGGCUCUCGUAAACUUUUGUGAGGCAGCAGAGAAGCGUAUUUUGGAACCAUACUUGGAUGCUAUUUUUGAGAGACUGUUGUCGCUACUCAAAACGGGGACGACGUAUGUGCAGGAACAAGCCAUCACAACCAUUGCCACUGUGGCUGACAGUGCUGAAGACCGUUUUGUAAAGUACUACAAUGGGAUUAUGCCCUUGUUAAUUGAUGUUCUUCGCCAAGCGACAACCCCCGAAUACAGGCUAUUGAGGGGUAAAGCGAUGGAGUGCGCCAGCUUGAUUGCGUUGGCCGUGGGUAAAGAUGUUUUUGGGCCUCAUUCACAAGAGUUUGUCAAGUUGUUGGUUCAGGCUCAGACAUCCUUGACCGAGCUGGAUGAUCCUCAAGCUUCCUAUCUUUUGGCAGCGUGGGCUCGCAUCUGCAAAGUGCUCGGACAGGACUUUGUCCCUUAUCUCGACACUGUCAUGCCACCACUCCUCACCAGCGCUGCACUCAAGCCAGACUUUGCAAUUCUGGAUCCUGAGGACGAUGUUGCGUCCAAGUAUCCUGCAGAGGACGGAUGGGAGUUUGUUACUGUAGACGGCCGACAACUUGGUAUCAAGACGACAAUGAUGGAAGAGAAAUGUACUGCUCUUGAGAUGCUGAACUGUUAUGCGCGUGAGCUUGGAUCCGGAUUCCGGCCUUAUAUUGAAAGGGUUCGUGACAUCGCAUUGCCUCUCCUUCGAUUCUACUUUCAUGAGGGAGUUCGACGUGCAUCCGCGGCUAUUCUGCCACAACUGAUCUCUUGCGCUAAACAGUCGGAGCUUGGGGAAGACUACCUACAUAAUAUGUGGAGCGGUAUUUGUCUCAGAAUGAUUGAUACCAUGUCUACAGAGACAGACGCUACAUAUUUACAUCACUUGUACAAUGCGUUCCACGAAGCGUUGGACUUCAUGGGGCCCAGCCCUAGUCUCUCGCUCGAAAUGAUGGAGGCUUUCACAAAGGCAACCAAACGUCAGUUGAAGGAACUAUACGCACGUUUGAAGGAUCGUGAAGAGGCAAGGGCAGCUGCGGGAUUGGAAGUGGAGGAACGAGUAGCGAUUGAAGAAGAAGAGUUCAAUGAGGAGUCUGUUUUGAAUGAAAUUUCGGGAGCGUUACAAAGCGUGCUCAAGUAUCAUGGCGUAGCAUACAUGGCCUCAUUCCGAAUGCUCACGUCGGUGAUGAACAGGUAUCUAGGCUCAUCCAACUUGAUUGCACGUCAAUGGUCCCUCCGUGUGUUGAAUGAUUUUGUAGAGUUCACAGGUCAACAUUCAUGGCCGGUCAUGGUCUCGUUCCUUCCACAGAUGCUCGAAUCAGUUGUGUUUGCAGACUCAGCAGAGAUUCGUCAGGUAGCCUGCUAUGGUAUUGGUCUUUGUGGACAGUAUGGAGGCUCACAAUAUGCAGAAGUCUGUGCCGCGGCUCUGUCGUUGCUUUUCCAAGUGAUCUAUGAGCCUGGCUCCCGAGACCCCGAGAAUAUCUUGGCGACUGAAAAAGCUAUCGCUGCAGUGGCAAAGAUUUGCAAAUUCAAUCAUUCACAGUUUGAUGUUAAUGCGGUCUUACCUUCAUGGAUUCAAACCUUACCGAUCCUGCAUGAUGAACGCGACGCGUCAAUGACGUAUUGUUAUAUGUUGGACCUAAUUGAGGCACAAAAUAUGGCACUUCUCGGUCUUAAUAAUGUAAAUCUGCCCCAUAUCACAGCCGUAAUGAUUGAAGCGUUGGCAGCUGGGAUUGUUCCUGAACCAAUGAUAGCAAGGAUGAUGCAGACAUUUAAAGCAGCCCUCAGCAUGUUAGAUUCUAAUACAACCACAGUCAUCUGGAGUAAGAUUGCACCCGAGAAGAAGAAAACAUUACAGGAAC